Messenger RNA from Hyphopichia burtonii NRRL Y-1933, 506 nucleotides. RefSeq lists its product as uncharacterized. The record is from RefSeq and is a predicted model, not a curated record. The coding region runs from base 1 to 453 and encodes 150 amino acids. The transcript has a single exon. NCBI's taxonomy places the organism in Eukaryota, Fungi, Ascomycota, Pichiomycetes, Serinales, Debaryomycetaceae.
AUGUCUGAAUUCAAUACCGAAGAACCCUUGACUUCAAACGUCAGACCAGCAACCGACGCUUUGCUUACUGUCCGUAUCGUGAAGUCAUUUCCUUAUCGUAAUGUGAAAAAUACCCUCAUAAAAUCCAUCAACUUGAAAGAAACUACUCCAAAACAAUUGUUUGACCAAAUCUUAAACAUAAUAAACACAACCGGUGGAUUAAGACCUUAUAGAAAUGUCGAAUAUAACACCAUCAAGAUCUAUACGAAAGCUCAUGGUACCAAGUCAAUGAACUUGGUUAUUAACUUCGAUAAUGAUCAAGAUUGGAUAGUUUUUUGUAAUGACGAACUGAACAAAGUCGAUGACGAAAAGAAAACCUUGUGGGACUUUGGGAUAGAAAAUGAAACCGAGUUGAGUAUCUUCAAUUAUAACGAUUAUCUUGAGUUCAAAAAGAAUCCUGAAGAAAAAUGGUAGACAGAUUAGGUAAAUCUUAGCAUAUUCAAUUUUUAUUAAUGCAUGAAUGACCC